AUGAAGGCCCUCAUCCUUGUUGGAGGGUACGGAACACGUCUUCGUCCAUUAACCCUUUCCGUGCCGAAGCCUCUUAUCCAUUUUUGUAAUAAGUCGAUAGUAGAACAUCAAAUAUCAGCAUUGGUGAAGGCGGGUGUUGACCAUGUGAUUCUAGCGGUUGCCUACCAACCCCAAGCCAUGAUGGAGGCGCUCGGAGAGCUUGAACGCAAGUUUAGGAUCCGAAUUUCUUGCUCACGUGAAGAAGAGCCACUCGGUACCGCGGGUCCCAUCAGGCUCGCUAAGGAUCUUCUUACUGAUGAUCAGGAUGACUCUGACGAUCCGUUCUUCGUUUGCAACAGCGAUGUUAUCUGCGAUUUUCCGCUCCCUGAAAUGCUUGCUUUUCAUCGUGAACGCCGCGCAGAGGGAACAAUCCUCAUCACUAAAGUUGACGAUCCGUCCAAGUUCGGAGUUGUCGUCUCGGAUGAACUCGGAAAGAUCAAAGAGUUCGUUGAAAAACCCAAAGACUUUGUCGGCGAUCAAAUCAAUGCUGGCCUCUAUAUCCUUAAUAAGUCUGUUAUCAGUAGGAUAGCGCUCCGUCCAACGUCAAUCGAAAAGGAGGUUUUUCCAUCCAUGGCUGCUGAGGGCGUUCUUUUCGGGUUUCAGUUAGAUGGCUACUGGGCAGAUAUUGGGCAACCAAAAGACUUUUUACGCGGAACAGAACUCUUUCUUGCGUCUCUCUCAAAAGGGUCUUCCAAAGACGACGAUUUCAAACUUGCUGUAGGAGAUGGGAUACUUGGCCACGUUUUGAUCCAUCCAAGCUCCAAGAUUGGGAACGGCUGCCUGAUUGGUCCAAAUGUCACGAUAGGAUCAGAUUGUGUUAUUGGCGACGGUGUUAGAAUUUCUGAUUCUGCAAUUAUGGAUGGAGUCAAAGUGGAAAGCAACUCUUAUAUUAAUGGAUCAAUUGUUGGCUGGCAGUCAUCAAUCUCACGAUGGGUAGGUCUAAAACUGGUCAAGGGUGCCAAUUGUUGCCCUUUAGGUUCGGCUAGAAGGCUUGACUGUCGUUGGUGA
Messenger RNA from Condylostylus longicornis, 1047 nucleotides. Its product is annotated as mannose-1-phosphate guanyltransferase beta-like. Gene Ontology annotation, biological process: cell wall mannoprotein biosynthetic process; GDP-mannose biosynthetic process. Gene Ontology annotation, molecular function: GTP binding; mannose-1-phosphate guanylyltransferase (GTP) activity. The record is from RefSeq and is a predicted model, not a curated record. The coding region runs from base 1 to 1047 and encodes 348 amino acids. Gene Ontology annotation, cellular component: cytoplasm. The transcript is spliced from 6 exons. Lineage: Eukaryota; Metazoa; Arthropoda; Insecta; Diptera; Dolichopodidae.